CUGGUUAGCCUCACACCAAAUCAGAAAUCACCGAUUAAUCCCCGGAUUAGGCGCGCGGUCGCUUUAAGAGUGCUCGUGCCUCUCUAGCCGGUGGCAUUUAAACGUUUAUAGAUUCAUCGUAGUGUAGGCGUCACACUAGCUGCAUGCGUGCCUUGGCUGGUGCUUCAAUUUAGAGUUUACAUUCACAGCACACACGCACUCACAUACACCGAGCCAUGGCUUCAGUGAGUGUGGUAGGACCAGGACAACAUCGACCGGCUCCCGACCACCAGCUAGUCUUUCAUAAACUAAAGGCCGCCGGGAGGAAUAAAAGAACGUUACCGUGGAAAUCCUCCGUGGACAUCAUCCUCGGGAAGAGCUCGGUGACGCGGGAGUGCGGUUCGGUUUCGGCGGUAUCAGCAGUCACAGCAUCCCCACUAAACCCGUCCCUGACCCCGGGACAACAAGGAGCCGCAGCCGGGGUAGGAGGGGGGGAUCCCGGGGUGAGUCGUGAGGCUCAGCCGGUGCUGGUGCCACGUAGUUCAGACAGAGAGAGCGACAGCAGCAGCCCUGACUGUGGAGACACUACAGUGGCGAGGGAGAAGGACACUGGUCAAAGCGGACGGAGCGGUAGCGGGAAUGAUUCAACCCGUGAUCGAAGGAGUUCCCUGAAGAUCCUUACAAAUGUUAUGUCAAGCACGUCAGCUGACACACAGAUGACAGACGUCAAGUGUGACAGAUCAAGCGCGCCAACAAACGGACACAUGGGAGCACACUCACAUCGGGACCGUCCGGUCAGAAGGCGCGCAUCCCACAGCCCCAAUGGUCAGACCACCAGGCUGGUGACCAAAGGGGACACCGGGGGACCACCGCUGGAGCGGUUGACACAGGGAAGGACCGGGGUCGUUAAACUCGCGCGCACAGAAUCCCACCGAAGGGAGGUCUGGUCAAUAUUUGGCCCCCAGGAGCAGGAGGACGCGCGCGUGCGGUCGGAGACAGGAGAGGGCCACACGUUUGGGACCAGAACCGUGACUCGGGACUGGUGCGACGUCUGUAACCAGCGGAUCAGUGUUCAGCAGGCGCUCAAGUGUAAAAACUGCAACUACACCUGUCACCAGGAGUGUGGCGGGCAGGUCCAGCUGGACUGCAACCAGAGAGACAGCAACCCACGGGAAAGGACAUCUCCCAGAAGACACUGCUCCACGCCUCCUCAGUACAAGCAGAAAGAGGUCGAAGAGGAGAGAGGGCCCAAGGCUCUGUCAGAGGAAGAAUUACGGGCCAAGAUAGAGGACUACAACUCUACGGUCUCAGAGAAUGGCAUGAAACUGGGUGCUGAUGGUUUGUACACUGGCUUCAUUAAGGUCCACCUCAGACUAAGUCGACCAGUCACGGUGCUUGCUGUGGAGGGGACGGGAUUAGACGGCCAGGCGGAAAGACGGCCAAUGACUGUGUCAGAGGGCCAGGAGGGGGCGGGAGCAGGGUUCAGUGAGAAGCGGACGUCGUUCUACCUGCCCAGUGACUGUGUGAAGCAGAUCCACAUCAGUAGUACUACCACAGUCAGGGAAGUCAUACAGGGCCUGCUGAAGAAGUUUAUGGUGCAGGAUAACCCACGCAAGUUUGCUCUGUACAGACAGACACACCGCGAUGGACAAGAUCUGUUCCAGAAGCUUCCUCUUGUGGAGUGUCCUCUUGCUUUGAGACUGGUGGUGGGUCCAGAUCCUGAGCUGCUCAGCUUCGUCCUCAAGGAGAACGAGACUGGAGAGGUGGAGUGGCAUGCGUUCUCGGUUCCUGAGCUGCAGAACUUCCUGGUGAUUCUGGAGAAGGAGGAGGCAGAGCGUGUGCGAUUGGUGGAGCAGAGAUUCGCAGUCUACCGACAGAGCUUGCAGAAGGCAUUACGGGAGGAUCAACCCUGACCCCUCACCCUUCAUCUCUCACUCUGACCUUUCAACCCUCGCCCUCUUUUGACCCAGGGAGAGACAGGAUCCCACUGAGGCUUAGAUUACUAUUCUCCCCUCAGGACACGGGCAGCCCCUCCCUCACUCCUCACAUCCCCUCUGGAGAAGGGAGGCGGGGUUGAGAAAGCACGGAAAGGGGAAAAGGGACUGUUUGAGGGAUGAGUGGACAGGAUGCUAGAACAAAAGAAGUCUGUGCAUCCCUGUGAGUAAAAAGACACUGAACUGAAGGACCGACCGUCUGACUUCGUUGGGGCUCGGAUAUCUUGGUUUGAUCUGACAAUCUGACCUGAUGGGUCUUCUACUGUUACUUUGAAUCUCAGUUUGGUCUGAGAAUGUUUUGAAGAUUCUACUGCUGCUGCCGCUGCUGCAAGUGUUGCUUACGCAUGAGUCUCACCUUGCUCUAUCUGCCCCGGUGCCCAUGCAUAAAGAUUUAGGACCAGAACAGACAUUACUAUUCAAAGCAACACUCCAUGGUGGGUGGACCAUUUGAAAUGUUCCGUUACUUGAUGUUUAUUAUAUCAACUCUCAUGUUGUCCCUGCAUGCCUUCUGUCCAGGGCCGAGGGUAGGAUGGGGGGGUUGUCAUGGUUGGAUUGGGUAGCAGGGUUGGUAUGGUGGGGUACAUCUGUGUAGGGUUAGGGUGUGGAAAAAGGAACACCAGAAUCCAUUCUCAUCUUCAGACUCCUCUCAUAUCAGUCCCAGGGAUGUACAGCAGUGUUUCUCAUGGAACCGCUCUAUUAAGCCCAGAAGGCUACAGAAUCGUAAGAAGACUUGAACAUCUCUGUCCUAACUUCUUUAUCCAGCACUGAAAUGAACCCUCUAUCUCAGGCGGCUAACUUGCACUUAACCCUGCGUCUCCCUCUACCAGAGUAGCCAUGCUAGUGUGGGAGGUCUUGUGCAGACAGACGUGUAUUUCAUAGGUAGAUGUUAUUCCCAUCUCUUCAGACAGCCAUUUGUGUACCCUGACAGCAGUCACACAUAUAUAUAUAUAUAUAUAUAUUUAUAUAUAUACAUACAGUGCCUUGCGAAAGUAUUCGGCCCCCUUGA
Oncorhynchus tshawytscha (Chinook salmon) is the source of this 2979-nucleotide messenger RNA. RefSeq names its product ras association domain-containing protein 5. Gene Ontology annotation, cellular component: nucleus. The record is from RefSeq and is a predicted model, not a curated record. Gene Ontology annotation, biological process: signal transduction. Lineage: Eukaryota; Metazoa; Chordata; Actinopteri; Salmoniformes; Salmonidae. Bases 216 to 1892 code for a protein of 558 amino acids. The transcript is spliced from 6 exons.